AUGAAGAGUACGUACCCAGCUACUGGAAAUUGCAAUCCCAAAUCGAUAGCCGUCAAGCUGGGGGAAGGACAGAUCUCAACCACGACGACGACGAACCAUUUCCAUGGUGCAGGCCGUUUGCUAGUUACGUCAACGUCGAUUAAGACGAGUUGGAGAGACACAGGGAGCGUGAAGACCCGACAAACUCGCCGCUCCAAGUACGGAGAGAAGGAGGUUUCAACACAGCAUCUGAGCCUUGAGCCUGGCUAUCCAGGUACUGUCGUCCGUUACCUUACUUACACCCACGGUUAUUACAUAGCGUUGUCACAGGCCUCCCAUCAUUGUCUCUCUUCCUCGGUCCCGGUAUUCGGUAUCACCGCUUGGCGCCUUGACCACCGCCGUUUCGUUCCUCGGCAUCCGACUAUUCGUACCAACCGACCGUUCCUACCUACAACCACCGCCGAUGCUCGUUGCCUUUCACUGAAGGCGCUCGGAUUCGGAUCCGCAGCCACUAGUGUUCCACCCCUGAGCCCCGACCGAUCCGACGCUCGACGACAACCGGUCAUAGCCUUACCACCGUGCUUCCUCGGUUGCGGUGACGAACAAAAGACGGCGACGGCAUCCUUGACGUCUAGCGACAUUGGGAGUCCUCUUCCGGCGAGACCGGAAGGCGUGGUGAGAAGGGAUCUGGAUACCGAUACAGCAGAGACGUCGUGCAGCAAGGGGUGCUUGAGCCUGGGCUUCUGGGCGUUCAAACCAGCUCCACAGCUCUGCGACGAGAAUCAGGGGGAUCAACAGCCUCAGCGCGGCUGCUCCCGCAGGAGCUCAGGCUAA
Molecule: messenger RNA, 813 nt
Organism: Neurospora hispaniola
Lineage: Eukaryota; Fungi; Ascomycota; Sordariomycetes; Sordariales; Sordariaceae
Exons: 3
Coding region: 1-813 (270 amino acids)
Source: RefSeq, a predicted model, not a curated record